AUGAUGGCGGAAACAACGAGUGUAUCAGGAACCGUAACUCGUACAUCAAAACCACUUGAUACAGUACAUCCUCAUUAUUUUAAUUCAUUUCAAAAUUAUUGUUGUGGUCCAAAAGCUAAAUCAGCUUCAUCACCAUCAAAUAAAGAAUUUUUACCUAUUCCUGAAAAAUAUAAGCAACGAGCUGAUCAAAUAUUAAGUUUUAUCAAUCAAAUUCUUAUUGAACAUCUGUCAGAACUCACACAAUUGACGAGUGUUUUACCGCAUAAAUACUUUGAACAAGAUUCUAUGACAGAUUGUCAACGAUAUCUAAUUGAUCGUACAAUGUUAAAAGUGAUGAAUGAAACUCGAGUUAUUAAUUGGGUACCAUCAUUAAAAAAACUCUAUCCAAUUCGAACAUCAGGCAAUGGUAAUUGUCUUCUUCAUGCUGUACUUAUUGCUAUGGUUGGUGUACAUGAUUUUAAUUUAUAUUUACGUGAUCGACUUCUUCAAUUUAUGGAUAAAAAUAAAGCCGUACUUAAAGGAAGUUGGAAAACUGAACGACUAAAAACUGAUAAAAUGUAUGGCAUACAAUCUGAAGAUUCUAAACUUGAUAGUGAAUGGGAAGAAUUAUGUGAUCUUGUUCGAUAUGAAAGUUCAGAUGAUGGACAAACAGCAUCGAAUUUACAAUUUCUUGAAGGUGUACAUAUUUUUUCUAUAUCAAAUAUGCUUGCACGACCAAUUAUUAUUUUAUCGGAAGAUGUUGUACGAAAUAAACAUGGUGAAGCUAUAUCAUAUAAUGAUUUAUUUGGUAUUUAUUUACCUAUACUUUCAAAACCAAAAGAUUGUGUUCCUGUACCAAUCGUAUUAGCAUAUGAUCAAUCACAUUUUUGUCCAUUACAAACUGAUGAUAGAAUUACAGGAUUAAAAUCAGAUAAUUUUCUUCCACUUUAUCAAUCAAUUGAACAUACUCGAAAUCAAACUUUAUUACCGAUACGAUUUUUAGGUAAUGAUAAUAAUAUCGAGCAAAAUACUAAAUUACUUCACAGUUAUUUACGUAUUAAAAAAUUAUCUUGUUAUCCGGAUACAAAUGGUACACCAUUACCUAUUCUAUGUGCUGAAUUAGGUAAUAGAAUAUUGCCAGAGAAAGAAGAUUUUUUUCUUCUUUAUUAUCAUUAUGUUAUGGAUUGUUUUGAUAUGCAAAAGAAAAAAAUACAAGAAGAAGAAGAUAAACAAAGACUUGAACAAGAAUAUUAUAUUCCUAAUCAAUCAUCAUAUGAGACUAAUCAACGAUCAUUAAUGAAAAGAGAUAAUUCAUCUACACCACCACCACCAUAUUCAUCAAUAUCAACUAGAUUAAAUGAUAAUAAAAAUAUUCCUAGUUAUGAGCGACGACCAUCAUAUGAUCUAGCUGUAACUAAUGGAGCAACAAAUGUACUAUCGAAUGAUGGAAAUCGUUCGAUUAAUCAAUAUUCAGAACAACAACAACAACAACAACAACAACAUCAGCAACAAUUACAAAAACUACAAAAUCACAUACAAAUACCACAACGUAGUCAAGUAACUCAUGAUAAUCAUUACAAUAAUGGGAAACAAUUACUAUAUAAAAGUGAAUGGGAAUCUAAUGAUGAUGUUUCAAUACCUAAUGGUAAAAACAUAAGCAAUAGUAACAAUAAUCCACGAGGAAGUGAUUCAAAAUUGAAACAAGAACAACAAUAUCAACGUUUUAUUCAAAUUCCUGUUAAUGUUAUAAAAUCCGACUCAUCAUCAAUGAACUUGAUCGAUUUCGAACAGAAAACAGAUAAAAUUCGUCCAUGUAUUGUUUGUAAACAUUAUUUCAACGAUUUAUUAUCAACUGGUUUAUGUUCUGAAUGUGAUUAUAAUAGAAAACAUCCUCUUCCACGUCAUGUUACAACUUUACGAUCUUCACCAAUGAAUAUUUAUUCAACAUCAUAUAAAAACUCUGAUUUUAUUAGUCCACUACAAUCAUCGCCUAAAAUAAAAGGUCCACAUAAAAUUUUUUGUCAACAAUGUCGCUCUCUAAAUAUACUUAAUGGUAUUAAACAUGGAACAAAUCAUUCUUGUUCAAUAUGCAAAACUAUUUUAAAUGUUCCACGCUGA
Messenger RNA from Rotaria sp. Silwood2, 2097 nucleotides. NCBI's taxonomy places the organism in Eukaryota, Metazoa, Rotifera, Eurotatoria, Philodinida, Philodinidae. The record is from the annotation of a GenBank genome assembly.